CAAAAAAAGAGUUACAGUUAAUGUUGUCAGCAACAAUAAUUGCACCUGUGUGCUAUUCUUCUGCACAAACAAUAUAAAAAAAUUCUGCUAAGACACAAAGGCUAAACAGCAAAAAGGAAAAUAGGAUACAAUAACACGAUUAACAUUAUUAUCAACAACAACGACGACAAUAAAAAGAAAAGGAAUGUGGAUGCAAUCUCGACUGUGCUGAGUUUCCUUGAGCACCUGAACGCAGCACGAGAACUCCGGAGGAGAGUGAAAGAGAAGGAGGAGGGGAGGAGGAUGUAGAGGAGACAGACCGAAGGGAAGCAGCAUGAAGAAAAUACCCGGUAUCUAGGCUGUGAGACGGGAGAGCAUCUCUUUUUCUCUCGCUGAUUUCAAGAGAACUGAAAGCGGUGGAUGUGAGAAAAGGAUGGAGGAGAAGAAGAAAGAGUUCCUUUGUGGGGUGGUAGAAGGUAAGAACGGCCGACUGAAGGUCUGACCUCCCAUAACAUCACGUGUUAUUUUUUAAUAGACCACCGACUGACCUACAUUUAAGACCCACCAGCUCUUGUAAGGGGGGCGUGGGAGUGGGGUAAGUGGGAUUGAAGGUGAAGAUGUGCUGGUGAUCAGCCAAGCUCAGAGUGAUAAUCAGACAGACUGUGAGUGCCUGUUUCAAAGGCUGCUGUUUCUGCAAGGAAAUCCUCUGCUUCGAGGCUGGUGGUAGUAAAAUAAAAAAAUAACAAAACAAACAAAAAUAAAAAUAAAAACACGAUGAUGAUUGGAUGAUAGUUAUGGUAACAAAUAUGCAGAAGAAGAUGCUACUGUGAAGAUAGUGAUUAUGGUGAUGAUGAUGAAUUGGUUUUUGGCUGACAAAGCAAUUCAAAAAUGCUUCAGUAUAAAGUGACAAAGGAUGUGUGGAAAACGAAGUCUUGUAAUAAUCACAACAAUUAACAUAGAAACAUUAACUGGUUCAGUGACAAUCAUGAAUUGCUGGUAAAGUAAAUGUACAUUUAAGGACAACAUGCUCAGCGAUCCAUUGAUAAUAAUCAACAGCGUUUAUACUUAUAUUUAAGCAAUGUUUGUCCACAAAAUCAGAAAUAUAAGCACAAGUGUAAAAGUUCCUUUACCGAUAUUAUAAUUUUAAAAAAAUGGUUCCAUCAUUUGGGGGAGCUGUGUUCUGUUAAUCAGGAUUUUUUUCUAACCAUUACAAAUGAAUUAAAAAAAAAAUCAGAGCAAAUUUUUCCCCAAACCCAUUAAAAUCAUUAAACUAAAAUGAUUAAAGGAAUUUGGAAACUGUUUAAAACUCAUGUGUACAUUGUUUAUCCACACAUUUGAUGUUUUUAAACCAAUGUCGCAUUUAGAACACCAUAACCAGGUAAACGCCAUAGCUAGACAAAUGUACUUAAGACGUAACACAGUGGUUCCCAACCACUGUGCUGUAGCAUACCGGUGUGGCAUGAGAGAUCAUCAGGGGUACAGUGGAAAAUUAUACAAUAUGGGUUAAACAAAGAGAUGUGGUGCUGUCCAUGGUGUUGACAGACGGGUUACAUUAAGAAAAUCUAGCUGGAAAUAUGUGAUAAUAACAACAGGUAAUAUCAAAUGGAUUUUGGAUUUAAUUACUUAAAGAAACAGGUAUAGAUUUGUGAUCUUAUACUUGUGUGUAAUGUUAUAUGUAUACAGUACAUUUGUAUAUCUGUAUAGAACCCCUUGCUUUGCUUUGUGCUGGGGCAGUAUGCACUUUAAGUGCUUUUCUUUCACUACAGGGUUCUAUGGGAGACCUUGGUCUAUGGAUCAGAGGAAGGUUCUCUUUCACUGGAUGCAACAGUGGGGGCUGAACACUUACCUGUACGGUCCCAAAGAUGACCUCAAACACAGACUGUUGUGGAGAGAAGUCUAUUCUCCUGAGGAGGAAGCUCAGCUACGUACCCUCAUAAUGGAGGCCCAGUCGAGAGGCUUGAGGUUUGUUUAUGCCCUUUCUCCUGGUCAGGACAUCGUCUUCUCCUCCGCCUGUGACCUUACACUGCUCAAACGCAAACUAAGACAGGUAUCAGACCUGGGUUGCCAGGCAUUUGCCAUUCUGUUUGAUGACAUUGAUCACUCCAUGUGCCAGGCCGACAGCGAGGCCUUCUCUUCAUUCGCUCAAGCUCAGGUCACUGUAACCAAUGAGAUUUAUCGGUUCUUGGGGGAACCUGCUGUCUUCCUCUUUUGCCCAACAGAAUACUGUGGUUCUCUGUGUUCUCCCAGUGUAUCCAAAUCUCCUUACCUUCAGACUGUUGGAGAAGAGCUGCUGCCCAACAUCACAGUUAUAUGGACAGGCAGCAAGGUCAUCUCUCGAAAAAUGUCUGUAGACUGUCUGGCUGAAGUAGAGUCUGUCCUCCAGCGUCCACCACUCGUUUGGGACAACCUGCAUGCUAAUGACUACGACUCCAGACGCCUCUUCCUGGGGCCUUUCAAGGGUCGAGAAGCUCGGUUGAGGAGCCACCUCCGGGGGUUGUUACUCAAUCCUAACUGCGAAUUUGAAGCCAACUACAUUCCACUGCACACACUGGGGAGCUGGUACAGAUCUGGAGCGGAGGAGGAGAGAAAAGAUGAGGAGAGUGAGUAUUGUCCAGACAGAGCUCUGUCUGCUGCACUCCAUGACUGGAUGGAUGAACUAAACCAACCCCUCCAAGCAGGUAGACAGAGCUCACGAGCAGACCACCGUUCCUCAACGGCGUCGUCGGUGAGGUGCAAAACACCCGACAGCCCCUCCACAUUCAGAGUGACCAAUGUUGUGGCCAAGCUCCCCGUCUUCCCGCUAAACUCCAGCUCACCCCCGUCAUCACCCACUAAGCUCAAGGGAGAGACAGGUGGGCACGAUGGGGAGAAGAAAAGGUCAAAGCAAUCUUCUCAAUCCAACCCUCAACCACUAGGACCCCGGGAAGCUGGUGGCAAAGGACACAAAGUCCAGAGUCGAGGGGUCUGUGGUGGCAAGGGCCUGCUGAGUGAGGCUCAGGUGCGGCUGCUGGUUGGCCUUCAUUAUCUUCCCCAUGAACAUGGCCCGUCUGCACAGAAACUGCUCCAGGAUCUUACCUGGCUUAAAUCAAACUGCCAGUUAGUGAGUGCUAACAGUAAAAAGGCUCCUCAAAAGAUGGAUGAAUGGCGUGGCAGGGCCACCGGGUUCAUGACUCUGUGUGAUGAAAUUGCACAGCUCCACUGCAGCGUGGUGGGUGGGGCUAAUAGGGCCGUACUCUAUGACCUUUAUCCUUAUGUGUGGGACCUGAGGAACAUGGCCCUGGUGGCAAAGGCCUUUGUAUACUGGCUGGAUGGCCGAGUGUUGGGUGACAGCUCCACCCUAGGCUCCUGGAGGAACUGCUUACACUGGUGUGGGAAGACUUCUGGAGCAGAUUUACCAGGGAUGGAGUCAGAACCAUGGGUGUUCAAAGGCGGCGUGUCUGGAGAGGUGCAGAUGCUUCUCCCUACAGGCAGCAGCAGUGAGCUCUUCAGUCAUCCUCCCCCUCUCUUCCCUACAUCUCGACUCUACAACAUCAGGCCUUACCACAGCAGGGACAAGAUGGAGUUGUAUCGUAUGGUCCGCCAACUUCAGUUGAGGAUUAAAGGUGGCCCAGAAUCCAGUUUUGCUCACCCAGAUGUCGUAGGGGACCGCUGCCUGGGGCCAUGCCUGGCCAUGUGCCCAGAGUACAGUUUCAUCCUGGAGGAUGAGCUCGGUGUGUGCGGAUGUGUGCUGGGCAUCUUAGAUGUCCGUUCAUUUGCCAAGCGAUGCCAGGCCAGCUGGAUACCUGCCAUGAGAGACAAAUACCCUCCUAAAGGGGGCAACACGUACCCCAACACACAGGACCUGAUCCAGAUGAUGGAGGAGGACCAGGGGGAGUACCCGGACUCCCUCCUCUACCACUUCCCCUCUCAACUAAGACUGGAUGCUCUGCCUGAACUGGUGGACGUCAGCGUCAGCAGAACCCUGCUCACCGCCCUCCUCACUGCUCUCAAGGCAAAUGGUUCUCAGGGUGUGUUUUGUGAGGUGCAACCAACUGACCGUCAGAGGCUGGAGUUUUUGACCAAACUGGGCUUUCUGGAGAUCCUCAGGGGAGAGGCCAGGAGCAGAGAGGGAGUGGUGCUGGGGAGGCUCAUCUAAACAGAAAACAAAGCACUUACAUGGUCACACACAAUCGAACACACUUGCAGCACACAUACACACGCGGUGGACUCCAAAAGCAGGGAAUUGUAGUUUUUCUGCCAGAAAAAAAGUUUUUUGUUUUUUUUUUUGGACUCUUGGAUUUGUUUGUCUGGCAGUAAUGAAGAUAAACCCAUGUAUUUCUUAGGGAUUAACACAAUUGCAAAAUAUGCAUUGUAUGUAAACAUUCAGAGUUGUUUUAAACUGUCUAAGAUUCCACCCAAAUUGUAAAGGUUUAGCCACUUUAUAACACAACCAGCAACACAAUUGGCUUCACAUGGGCGUUAUAAUCAAUAUUCCAGAUAUCAGUCACAUGACUAAACCUUUUUAAAAAGGUAGUUUGGUGGUUAAAAAAAUACAAAAAGAACAACAUUUAACUUUGCAAUUUUUAUAAGUUCCUUAUUUUAUGUAAAAUGUUAAAAAUGUAAAAUUACAUGUUACAUUUUUAUGUACACAUUUUGAUUUUCUCUGUGCUACAUGUUAUUGCUCAACCAUUAGAAAACAUUUUAACAUAAAGAAAUUUAAAAAUUUAAAUACAGUGCCACUGUAUUUCUCUAAGAUGAUAUGAAAUAACCCUUGAUAAUAAGAUACUUUACCCUUUAAUGUAAAUGUCUUUAACUUCUUAACUGUUUUUAACUUAACUAAAAAUAACAUUUCUUUUGCUCCUCUUCUGCUGGUAAAGUUGUCCAUACCGUAGUUUGGCAUCACUGUUUACAUUUGGUUAUUUUAGAUGAAUGUUUACAUGCAUGAUUGUGUGGCUAGCCACAAAGUAAAAUUACUUGCACUGACGAAAACACCGACAUAAACAUAUCAUCUUAAAAAAUGCCUGCAGAAUGGCAUUUUCAAUGAAACUUCCAAUAGGCUAUCAAUAGCCAACAUAGCCAUAAUGUCUUAAGAAAAAAUAAAACAUGACUAAAGGAAUAGUUAACAGUAAUACAACUAAAUUAAACAACUGCAUGCACAUAAGUCGUCAAGACACACACACACAGAAAAAAACUUUACAGUGUCAUAAAGAUUCUGUGCAUGUAAUUGUACAAUAAACACAGACUUAUCUGAAGUUUACACUUAGAGUUAGUUUGUUGGGUUGAAUAUGAAUAGAUACCUCUGUCUCACUGCAGCACACUCACUGUUAGGUGCAAAACAAGUGUUUGGUAUUAACAUGUGAGUACACUUUGUAUGAGAAUAGCAACAGAUUACAGACGUGUGAUUCUGCCUUGACUUCAAACAACAAGAAAAACACAAUAACAAACACACACACACACACACACACACAUACAGAGACAAUAUAAGAAGCACAACAACAAUCACCAUCGAGUCUUCAAGUGAACGUUUGUAGAUCAAUGAAUGUUUAACAAAAAGACAACUGUAGUUUUGAAUUUUUCUCUCUUUUGUUUGUAACGCUUGAUUGGCCUCUGACCUGACAGCAGUUUUGUACGUCUUCAUCUGUUUCCAACCUUAUCACCACUGUCUGAAAAGUACGUUAUAACAAGAGUCUAGACCCAGCAGGAAAAAAUAUUUAGAUGUAAAAAGAUCCAACGUGAUGAUAUAGGGUAGAAAUGCAUGAUGUAAGGAUUUUGUUUUUUUUAUAGUAAAGAUGUUAGUGCGUGUUACCGAAAGUAGUAUAGAUGUUGUCACAUUUGAUAGUCUCUGUCAAAAAUGUGCUGAAGGCCCUGUGGAAAAAGAAAAACAAUAGCCUGUGGCUAAAAUAAUAUGCAUCAACCAAAAAAAAAAAACCCAAAAAAAAA
Cynoglossus semilaevis (tongue sole) is the source of this 5898-nucleotide messenger RNA. Its product is annotated as protein O-GlcNAcase. Gene Ontology annotation, molecular function: beta-N-acetylglucosaminidase activity. The record is from RefSeq and is a predicted model, not a curated record. The transcript is spliced from 16 exons. The coding region runs from base 1646 to 4114 and encodes 822 amino acids. NCBI's taxonomy places the organism in Eukaryota, Metazoa, Chordata, Actinopteri, Pleuronectiformes, Cynoglossidae. Gene Ontology annotation, biological process: glycoprotein metabolic process.